AUGAAUCUGCCUCCGAAACUCUUGAAACUCCUGACCCAUCACCAACACAUUUUCUCCAAACACCUCGAUGACACCUUGUUGAACAGGCUAGAGACUUGUCUCUACUGCUUGCAUUCCACCCAUGCCUCCUUCUGGAAAGCGUUGGAAGCCCGUCAUCUCGACGCUGUCUUGGAUUCGCUCGAACAAUUACCUGAUGAUAUUGAACUCGCAUGUGGUCUGUUGAAGAUAAAGUUCGCUAUUGUCUGGCAUUUUCGCAACGGCCUUAAUGACACGGUUUCAUCAAGAGUCAGCAGUCUUCUUGAAAAACUCCUAACAUCGGAGGACCCUCUUAUUAUCUGCGCGGUGGGGCGGUUUAUGAAGUCAGUCCUGAUGGAACCGAAGGCACUUGCUACAUUCCAUGAAAUUCACUCUACGCCCUUGAUUCCUGCUCUUCGGAGGAGUUAUGACCUCUCCGAAAAUAUCGUACACCGAAAAGCACUUUUAAACAGCUUGCUGUUUUUACUAUUCUCCCAGAUCUGCGCCCAGAAAGAUAUACCGGAGGACGCGAUUGAUGGACUACUCCAGUUCUCCCAGAGUGCCAAAAGCUCAGUCGACCCGUUCCACAUUGAUUUCUGUACCCAUAUCGUUAAGUUCUCCGAGUGCCUUCAGUCUCAGCCGGCAAAUCUACUUCUGGCAAAGUUGUCCUCUCUCGUGGAGGCGGUUUUAACUGCCUUACCCUCUACGUUGUCAGCCGAUGCCCUAGAAGAUUCCUUCUACCUCCUUCUUGUUAUCUGCCCCUUACUGUCAAAGAAUUUAGCAGCCAAAGUUUGUGCUGAAGUGUUGCCCCGCAGCACUGGACGCGUUGCGGCCAGAACCCUGAGACGGGCCCUCGUGAACGACGUCCUACGUGAAUGUCAGCUUUCAGAUGCACUUGUUACCGCCUGGCACUCAGAAGCCCUUUCUGCACUUCAAAGUGCCCCGAACGUAGACCUUUUGCGACUGCUCUCACCACUGGCUUCUUGUCAGAGUGACUUUCUGGCUCUGAAUUCUUUCCGAAAGAGCACUCCCGCGGACUUUGUACCGCUGCUCUGGUCUCGUGCUUUGGCCAAUUUUGAUGAAUCAGCGCCUCAGUCGUCAUCGAGCGUUUUGCGUGCUGUGUGGAAUUUAUUGGGGAAAUAUAUCCCACACGAAAGAACAACGUGUAAUAAAAGCCGAUUUAACGAAUUACUAAAAAAGCUUAACGGGUUUUCUGACCGCCCGGUGCGUUGGUCAGCUCAGGAAUCCGAUGUGUUCUGUCUUUUGUACAUUCAUUCGGAGUUUGAUCCCCAGGCCGAAGCCGAUGCAUUUGACGCUGUUUUCCAACUAGCCUAUGACGAAUGUUCCACUCUGCACAAAUCCGGUGGGAUCCUGUUUCACUCCUUCCUGCUUCUACGCAUUUUCGACUUCUUCUUCACCAAGGCCGUCACUGACAGCGCCCUAUCGCACGCCUGUCUCAAGCUCAUUGAAUUGCAGGAGCUGGUCAGUCUCCGGGUCUGCGCCAACCCAGGCGAAAUUUCAAAUGACAGUAUACUCUCCGUCCAGAGGGGUCUUUUCCUCUGCAAAUUGCUGGAUGACAGAUGUGUGCCGGGCCUAAAUGGGGAGGUCUUGCAGCGCCUGUUAACUCUCUCGACACCCUUGGCAUCUGCUGAGGGUGUUGGUGUGCCUGGGGUUUUGAAAGGCACCCUCCUGGCCUGUCUACUCCAUUGCCUGUCCACCUGCCAAUUUUCCACCAAUGGCUCAGAAUCUGCCUGCGAUGAACUGCUAGCUGUGUGCAUGUCUUUACUGGCCGCGGAUGUGGAAGAGGAUCCCGCGGUUCGUUCAGUCCUCAUCUCCAGCUGGCACGGCCUGGUUGAGGUGAGGAAUAUGCUUUGAUUAAAGCCUUCGCUUCUCUUAACUGUUGCCAGCUUGCAUCACGCAAUGAGUUAAGGCGCCUUAGGCUUCGGAGUUUGUUGUGGCAGUCCUGUUCGACCAGACUGCUGUAUCUUUAUAGUGAAUUAACAAAGGCAGCAUAGGGUGGUGAUGGGGGUUAUCCGUUUCACUCUGGGUCCUGCUUGACCACACUCUUGUGGAGGUUCGGCCGUGGCUUGCAUUACGUGUUGUCUGCAGGACACUUUGUGCAGGGAAUUCAGAUACUGGCCAUCUCAAAAAUCCUGCCACUGCUACGGGGACGUCUGUCUGGCUGUCUGCAACCAGCCCAGCUCAUUGACGCAGGCCACAACCGCAUCUGAGGCAGAACAUACCUGGCUUCAUCGCUGGCUAGCUUCAGUGAACCUGCCAGGAAGUGCUCGGUCACAGCAGCCCGAGUGGCUGGUAGUGCUACUCGCCUUCCUUGACAAUCUGAAAUUUGCAGGCCUAUGUCUUGAGAUCAUGCACCCUGCACAGCAUGAUCACAACGUACGCUAGUGUAAAACUGUCCGAGAUCACGAACGCGUUCCAAAUAAUUAGAGUAUCACAUAUGCCGAAUUUUAGUGAGGAAUCGGUUCUCCAGACCAUCAGCCUAAACAAUCAAAGGUAACCAAGGCGUGGUGAUACCGUCGGUGUCGAAAACAGCGCUCCGGGCGGCUGCAUCUCCCAAACCAUCGGCGCCCGAAUAUGGUGUCUUCAAAGCUCCUCUUGGUCGCUUGUGCUUGUACUCUGGCUCGCGAACAUGAGAUAACUAGUUCAGUCAGAAUGGCAUUACCGACAAAGAAAAGGGAGACUUGAAUGGCCAUUUCUGGCUUAUUAGCCGUCGUCAGCCAGUGAUACCUAACCCCGAAGUGUGGAACACUCGAGGCUCGAACUCGCGACCUGUUAGUUAGAAGUCCACGCCUCUAACCACUGGGCUACGAGCCCGUUGCCCUGUCGGUUUCGAUCGGGAAUAUACAAUGGUAGGGGGCGCUCACCGAUCAUUCUUACGGAACUAGUUCCGUUUCCGGUCGUGACAGGGUUUAUUGAUUAGUACUCCACGCUUCUUCGAACGCUAUACUGCUGUCAAUGUCGCGAACAGCCCCACUAUCUCUUUCGUAGGUCUUAUUUUUUCUUCGCCCUGCCCACAAAGGUUCUUAAUGAUCUUCCAUAUGUUCGGAUGAGAUUUUGUUGAAAUUACUUCCCCUUUUUCACAGAACUAGGACGGAUAUUCGUUGGAAUGGUGAGGGGCGUGACUUAUCUGGUGUACCUCCGAUGUACGGACCCGGUCAGCUGCUUGAUAAAGUGGGUUCUUUAGAGCAUCUCAGUGUUACAGGCAGUUGCAAUUGGCUUAUUGACGGUGACAUUGCGAUACUGACGAGCCCAUUGGCAGAGAUGCAAUGUGCCGUGCCCCGAAAAGCUUGUGGGGGCGGCGAAAUCGGCCUUGAAAAUCGGUUCUUUCAGCGCACAGAUGGUCGUUUCUGGCAUUGUGAUCGGAGAUAUUUGCCUGGUCGUUAAGAACUAGUGAAUGAUUUAUGUUACCUCAGGCCAGAAGGUUUUCCAAAAUUCAAAUACAAGCAGGCAAUCGGUAGCUAAACUAACCGGGCGCGCACGACUCUUAUCCGAAUUCGUUGAAACUCCUGUAAUCGAUUUUGUGUUAGCAUGAGGGUCAAUUUCCUAGGAGACGAAGCCUCCGUCAAGAGAAUGCUUCUAUCUGUGAGGUCUGGCCUGCGCGCUUAGAUGGUAUUUCUCACCGGAAUGUGUUUAAUCAAUGAGGCUCACGCUUUACUCUCCGGAUCUGUCCCUCCGAUCGCGUCCUCAAAUGGUGAGGAGGAUGUAAUCAACCGGGAAUUCAAUCGAUCAAAUGUGGCUCGGCCGUACUUUCUACUGACCAUAAUGUCAUCUGACUGACGACGGCUGGCCGACUGAAGGCCUGGGUGGACGUGUUUAGAUCUGACCUUGAGCGUAUCUUUAGCCCCGUUGGUCUGCGGAACUGACGUGUGAAUUGACUUAACUUUGCUCUGGGGUUUGAUGCCGACCGAUUGCAAUGAAGAACGGUCAUUCGUGGUGUCGGGGACUUUUAUCAUGAAGCCGGCUAAAGUCAUCCUGCUUAAUGUAAUUACAAGUACAAGUAAGUACCAUUUCAGGGGCUGGGAACUCACACACGCGCUGCUUUCGAUAAUACGACCUAGUCUUAGGGUAUGACCGAUUUUAUGUCCGCGUUUCUUGUGCCUUCUUUUAGGCAUCGAACACAUCCGGUGAUCAGUUGUUGCAUGAGUUCGUCGCAGGAUUUCGUAACAGAAGUCGUGCCUAUGCAUUCCUUCACGAGACGCCGUUGGUCUACGCUUCGGAUGAUGAGCGAGCAGACUGCUGCCCCGAGUGCAUGGAGUGCUUGCCGAGCCUCCUGGAGGAUAUUAUAGUCGCCAAGCGGCCAGCGGGGGAGGCAGACUGCAUCGGUGACUGA
Molecule: messenger RNA, 4366 nt
Organism: Spirometra erinaceieuropaei
Lineage: Eukaryota; Metazoa; Platyhelminthes; Cestoda; Diphyllobothriidea; Diphyllobothriidae
Source: the annotation of a GenBank genome assembly